AUGGAUUGUGCUCGUAAUGUUCGGAUAGGAGAAAGUGUAUCGAUAGGUUACAAUACCGGUGUCACGAUGACUGCGAAUGCCACUCCUGGAGUCGUUACGGACAACACUCCGAACGCCUUCAGUUUUCCAUCACAGUCCAGUCAAAUGCCAUAUUUUAAUUUUCCUCCAAAUUACACUCCAGCUAGCGACUUUUCAAGCUGGGCGAAUGCACAAUCGACAGCCGGCUGGUACCAACCCGAUCCACGAUUCGCAAUAAAUCGUUUCGGUGGCCCAAAUUUGGGACUAAACAUCGCUGCAUCGCAAGGGCUUGUGAAUUCGAUGAGCAGAAGGAAGCGACGGGUGCUGUUCACUCAACAACAGGUUAACGAAUUAGAGCGACAAUUCCGCCACAAGAAAUAUCUUAGUGCCCAGGAUCGCGAGAUCCUCGCCAAGAAUAUCGGGCUCUCGCCCACUCAGGUUAAAAUCUGGUUUCAAAAUCAACGUUACAAGCAUAAGAGACAGGAUAAGGAGCGAGCGAUGAGUAAAGGAGGCCGAGAAAACAGCGAAUCACCCGGAAGCCAUGAGGAUAGCGAUGGCGAGACUAUGGUUACAGAUAUCAAACCAGAAAAAAUCGACGGUGAAGAGAAAGCGUCCGCGUUUCCCUCUCCGGCAGCUGUCAACGAUACGUCCUGUCUUCCGGACAUCAAUAAUCCGAUUUAUCAGCAGGCGAUGUACCAACAACACGCCUACAUCCCGCAGGGCAUCACAUUCCCGUUCGCUCAGGGCUACCCAACUACUGGUCAAUAUCCCUAUUCACAAUAUCGAUUGUAA
Necator americanus (New World hookworm) is the source of this 810-nucleotide messenger RNA. RefSeq lists its product as uncharacterized. Lineage: Eukaryota; Metazoa; Nematoda; Chromadorea; Rhabditida; Ancylostomatidae. Gene Ontology annotation, cellular component: nucleus. Gene Ontology annotation, biological process: regulation of transcription by RNA polymerase II; cell differentiation. The transcript has 8 exons. The record is from RefSeq and is a predicted model, not a curated record. Gene Ontology annotation, molecular function: RNA polymerase II cis-regulatory region sequence-specific DNA binding; DNA-binding transcription factor activity, RNA polymerase II-specific. Bases 1 to 810 code for a protein of 269 amino acids.